Messenger RNA from Sphaerodactylus townsendi, 2220 nucleotides. RefSeq names its product alkB homolog 8, tRNA methyltransferase (gene ALKBH8). NCBI's taxonomy places the organism in Eukaryota, Metazoa, Chordata, Lepidosauria, Squamata, Sphaerodactylidae. Gene Ontology annotation, biological process: tRNA wobble uridine modification. The coding region runs from base 636 to 2138 and encodes 500 amino acids. Gene Ontology annotation, cellular component: nucleus; cytoplasm. Gene Ontology annotation, molecular function: S-adenosylmethionine-dependent methyltransferase activity; tRNA binding. The transcript is spliced from 13 exons. The record is from RefSeq and is a predicted model, not a curated record.
GCAUGGCUGCCUCCUGGUAGGGAGCAAGGCCAGUAACCAGCAGUUGAUGAGAUAACUAGCUUAGCCCUCUCUGGAAGGAUUAGGAAGAUAACAGAUGGAUUUAAAGAGUGACCUCCCAUGACAUAUUCAACAUGGAAACAGAGAACAUCAGAAAACUGAAUCAGAAACUCAGUAAAGCAGAGAAGAAAUUACGACAGAAACAGAUGAAGGCCAGAAAUACUUUACUGAAGCAUGAGGACAUUGAGUGUGUCUCUUUGCCUACAAAGAGCCUGGUUAUUGCCAACGGCGGUCUGGGUAAUGGCGUAAGUAGAAGCCAACUUCUUGCCCACUGCAGAGUUAGGAAGGAUGGUAGGAUCCUGUGGGAAGCUCCUCUCAUAAAUGCCCACCAGAAACAAAGCCGUUAUUCCUUUGUUGAAAUAUGGGAUUCCGGGUAGAAGACCAGCAAAGCAGAGAGUUUCCUAUAGAAACUCUCAAAUGGGAAAGGAGAAUAAUGUUUAGGAGAAUUUCAGCCAUAAGUAGAGUCAUCCCUCCUCUAUGUCAACUUUGUGGAAAAAGUUCCUUGGGAGGUCACAACACCUGCAGCCUUGCCUCCAGGCCUGAGAGUAAUUGAAGAUGUGGUUUCUCCUGAAGAAGAAAUGCAACUUUUGGAAACCAUUGAUUGGACGGAAGAUGAGGUCAUUCCAAACGCUCAGAAGUCUUUGAAGCACAGGAGAGUAAAGCAUUUUGGAUACGAAUUUCGGUAUGAUAACAACAAUGUGGAUAGAGACAGCCCAUUGCCUGGAGGUUUCCCAGAUCUCUGCAACGUGUUUCUUGCAAAGUGCCUGAAGUUGGGAUACAUUAAGCAGAAACCUGAUCAAUUAACUGUAAAUCAAUAUGACCCUGGACAAGGUAUCCCCCCUCAUAUAGAUACACAUUCUGCUUUUGAGGAUGAGAUAAUUUCUCUCAGUUUAGGAGCCAAGAUUGUGAUGGACUUUAAGCAUCCAGACGGACAGGCAGUGGCAGUGAUGUUGCCUCAGAGGAGUUUACUUGUGAUGAGUGGGGAGUCCAGAUACCUUUGGACCCAUGGCAUCACACCUAGAAAGUUUGAUGUUGUUCAGGCAUCUGAAGGAUGGAAAGUUGGAACUGUCUCUGCAGACAUUGGAGAUUUAACCUUAAACAAAAGAGGGAAAAGGACAUCUUUUACAUUCAGAAAAGUGAGAACAACCCCCUGCAAUUGUGAUUACCCUUCUGUGUGUGACAGCCAGUGUAAAGACACAGAGCCUGCAUUCCCUAUCAGUGAUAGUGAAGCCUCAACGCUAGAGGAAAAGUACGUCCACGAGGUUUACGAGGAAAUUGCCGGGCAUUUCAGCAACACUAGACACAGCCCUUGGCCACGAGUGGUUGAAUUUCUUAGGGGCUUACCAUGUGGAGCUGUGGUGGCUGAUGUUGGCUGCGGGAACGGAAAGUAUUUGGGAGUUGGCAGCGAUUUGUAUAUGCUUGGCUGUGAUUACAGCAAGAACCUCGUGGACAUCUGUGGACAGAAGGGGCUUCAGGCUUUCGUGGCUGACGCCCUAUCCGUGCCAAUACGAAGCGACUCCUGCGAUGCCUGUAUCUCCAUUGCUGUGAUUCACCAUUUUGCUACAGCGGAGCGAAGACUGGCCGCUCUUUGUGAAUUAGUCCGUUUGCUGAGGCCAGGUGGAAGGGCUCUCAUUUAUGUCUGGGCUAUGGAACAGGAAUACAACAAGCAGAAGUCUAAGUAUCUUAAAGAAAAAACAGCUGUCAGGGGCCAGAUGGAAGGAAUGAACAUCAACGCAUAUGACGGUGGUUGCCAAUGUUCAGUGAACCCCAGUACAAGCACAAACCAGGCAAUCCACCCCAAGCUUCCUGUGCAUACCAACAGAACUUCCUUUGACUCCCAGGACUUGCUGGUCCCUUGGCAUCUGAAAGGUGGCACAAAGAAAAAAGCAGAGUCGAACAAAUCUCAUCAACCUCUGUUGAAUUCUGCAAACUCGUGUGAACCGAGUCCCGUUUUCUGCCGGUAUUACCAUGUCUUCUGUGAAGGAGAACUGGAACAGGUCUGCAAAAACCUGGAAUGCAUAAAGAUCAAAGAGAAUUACUAUGACCAAGGAAACUGGUGUGUGGUUCUUGAAAAGCUGUAACAUUAUUUGAGGUCCUGAGAGAAAGGUGGUCUAUGAAUAAUGUAAAUAAAUAAAUAAAAUUUGAUUUGAAAUUUGAUCUAAA